CGAAAGGUGAGGGCCACGUGACCCGUAAUUAAUUUCGAUGUCACAACCUUGAUGCAAGGCCGGCGACGACUUCAGUGCUGUUUCAACAACGAAAUCCCAUAACAACGCAACACAAUCAGGGCGGGUUGGACGACCUGCAGCAUCAUCUCAUCACGACGCUUCCUGUUGCCGAUUCGUUCUGCCUUUCAGCCACCGAGGCUCCAACUGGCCGCCAACAACAUGAAAAUCGGCGCAAAGUUCCCGUCCCGGAUGCCCACAUCCUACGUCCUAAAACAAAUCGCAGCCCCACCACCCGCCGCCGCCUAUCACCCCACAACCCUCCUCGACGGCAAGGUCCGCCCGCCACGAAUCAGCUACCGCGACCAGGGACGGAUACGGAAAGCCUGCCGGAUGGCGGGCAUAGAUCCGGCCUCCAUUGGCCUGCCGCCGGAGGUUGUGACGUAUCCUGCUGUGAAGCAGCCGAAGGGGAGUGAGAAGGAGGUGAAGAAGUAUACGCGGGAGAAAAAUAUUGUGGAGAAUAUGGCGAAAAUGGAUGAGCGGAUAGCGGAGUGGAAGGAGGAGAGACGGAAACUCAAGGAGUCUACAAAGCCAGAACUUCCAUUUUAGAGAUGCAGUAUCAUUGUGAGAAUUGUAUCUACACACGCCCAAGAAACAUAUUUAAAUUAAACAUGAUGGAAGGGA
Messenger RNA from Fimicolochytrium jonesii, 681 nucleotides. RefSeq lists its product as uncharacterized. The transcript is spliced from 2 exons. The record is from RefSeq and is a predicted model, not a curated record. Lineage: Eukaryota; Fungi; Chytridiomycota; Chytridiomycetes; Spizellomycetales; Powellomycetaceae. The coding region runs from base 220 to 606 and encodes 128 amino acids.